Molecule: messenger RNA, 1730 nt
Organism: Oppiella nova
Lineage: Eukaryota; Metazoa; Arthropoda; Arachnida; Sarcoptiformes; Oppiidae
Source: the annotation of a GenBank genome assembly
CAAAAAUGGAUUUAAUUAUGGAUUUAAUUAUUGCUUUCAUUUCAUAAUUAGUUUUUAAUUUGAAAUUAACUUUUGUGUCAAUUAUAAACCAAUUUGUGAUACAAUUUAUGACACACUCCUCACUAAACGACAAUUCAAUGCGAAAUCAUUGGUCUGAAGCCAAAGACAAAUGAAUUAUUGGUUUGUUUUCAUUAAAAAGCCCAUUAUUUACAUUUGAUUUGCGGAUCAGCUUGGGUGACACCAGAAGAGUGCAUUGUGUGUGAUAUCAGCGGUUAUUUGUGUCGACAUAAUGUCGGGCUUCACGUCCCAGGCGUUGGAGAAGAAGUUAAUUGAUUUAAACAAUUCUCAACAAUCCAUACAAACCCUGUCCUUAUGGCUCAUCCAUCACCGCAAACACCACAAGACUAUCGUUCAGACCUGGUUUGCAGAACUCAAGAAAGCAAAACCGGCCCGAAGACUGACUUUCAUGUAUUUGGCGAACGAUAUCAUCCAAAACAGCCGUAAAAAAGGUCCGGAAUUCUCGAAGGAGUUCGGAGGGGUUCUCAAGACAUCCUUCGAGUCUGUGGCCAAAGACUCUGACGACAAGACAUUGGCCGCACUCGAGAGGAUUUUGUCCAUUUGGGAGACCAGAGGUAUAUACGACGGGAAUGACAUCAACUCAUUCAAGGCUUCACUCAUUUUGAGGAAAAGUCAACAACCAGUCAAAGAAGUGAACAAUUCGUCCAAAGCUAAUGACGUGAACGCAAAGCAAAGCGAUCACAAGGAAAAGGACGCCAAACAGCGUUUGGAUCACAACAACAAAAAAGAUGUCCAAAAGGGUCCGAAAGAGACGAAACAAACGAGUGAUAAGAAAGAGUCGAAAAAGCGUUCCCUCGAGAACUCGAAAGACUCGAAUCCAUCCAAAAAGCGAUCAACAGUUGAGUUGAAGAACUCAUUGUCUCCUCAUAAGCCAAAAGUGGUGAAAUUUGUUGAAAGUAUUGAGAAGAAGGCGACGACGCCGGCAGUCGUGAGCAGCGGACCGGCAGUGGACGCCGAGGCCCUGAUUAAGGCGUUGCAAGAGUUGGAAAACUCUGCGUCGGCUGAUGCGGGCGUUCGCCAGAAGAUCGCAAGCCUUCCGACCGAAGUGUUUGACGCGACUCUGUUGGACAAAAUCCGCGAUAAGGGAGCGGCCGAACGGCUGACUAAACUGGUGGAUGAGGCGCGCUCUCUGCUGGCCGACUAUAACACCCGUCUGUCCCGCGAACUGGAUGACAGGAAACAAAUAUCGCAAUUACUCAAGAACUACACCCAAAACCAGAGGCACGCGCUCUCAGUGGCCGAACAGAAACUCAAUGAAUACAAAGAGAAACUGCGAAAAGUAGUUCACGUGAGGAAUGAACUCAAAUCUCAUCUCCAGAAUCUGCCGGAUUUGAGUCGAUUGCCAUCCGUGACUGGUUUGGCACCCCUUCCCUCGGCGUGCGAUCUCUUCAAUGUGGCGCGAAUUGGCGGCAAUAGUGCCGGUUCUGUGAGCUCUUCGGUCUCUCCCAAUGAGAGCAACGCAUCGCCUAUUGAUUACGGGACGCCCGGAAGUAACACCAGUUAAUAGAGUCUAUCCAUAAAUCAUUGUAUUUGAACAGAUUUAUUAUAUUUAGUCUAUUAUUAACUAUAAUUACGUCAAGUUUUACUAGUGUUUGUAUAAAUUAUCAAUUAAUAAGUUAAAGCAUAUAUUAAUAUUAAAUGAAUUAUUCACU